Molecule: messenger RNA, 1042 nt
Organism: Camponotus floridanus (Florida carpenter ant)
Lineage: Eukaryota; Metazoa; Arthropoda; Insecta; Hymenoptera; Formicidae
Product: muscle-specific protein 20-like
Exons: 5
Coding region: 104-652 (182 amino acids)
Molecular function (GO): protein binding
Source: RefSeq, a predicted model, not a curated record
CGAUGGAGAACACUCUUUUUGUGCUUCAGCUCGAGUCGAGCUUGAGAAAAGCUGAGGGACGCAAAAUUUCGGAGAAGAAACGCACGAGUUACGCAAAUCCGCCAUGCCUGGACGCCCACUUUGGCAGGUUGCUGGCAAGCGUGAAGCAAAUCAAGAAGCAGAAGCUCAACAAUGGAUCGAGACCGUAAUUGGCGAAAGAUUUCCAUCAGAAUUGAAUUACGAGGAUGCUUUGAGAGAUGGUGUCAUCUUCUGCAAGCUCAUGAACAAAUUGCAGCCUGGCCUGAUCUCCAAGAUCAAUACGUCCGGUGGCGAUUAUAAGAUGAUGGACAACCUCAAUCAAUUCCAAAAAGCCUGUGUAAAAUAUGGCGUACCUGAUGUUGAUCUUUUCCAAGCUGUUGAUCUGAUGGAACGUAAAAAUAUCGCUCAAGUAACGAACACUAUCUUCGCUAUUGGACGCACGACAUACAAGCAUCCUGAAUGGCGCGGUCCUUGGUUGGGUCCGAAACCAGCAGAAGAAAAUAAAAGGUCCUUCACAGAAGAGCAACUAAGAGCUGGCGAGGGACUUAUUGGCUUGCAAGCUGGUACUAAUAAGGGAGCUACUCAAGCAGGACAAAAUUUCGGAGCUACAAGAAAAAUACUUCUUGGAAAGUAAUUGAAUUUUUGCUAGAAAUAUUGCUAGAAAUAUUUUGUUCAACAAAAGAUAAUCUUUUAAAUAUAAACAUAUCACAAUGUAAAAUUAACUCAUUAGAGAUGAUUUGUUUAAUCGUAAUAUUAAUUAACACUUUUGCAAAAGAACACACUAUGUUUUACAAUUCUUUCUUUGUCAUGAAAUACAUAAAUACAUGUAUGUAUACACACAUACACACAUACAUUCGCCCACACAUAUAUACAUUUCGCUACAUAAAACAUAAGUGAUAUUAAUAUAUACGUAUCAGACACAUUAAUUAUUCUGUAGUUAAUUGUUCUUUAUUAUCUCUUUUUCGUGUAUUUAACAAAGUGUAAUCAGUAAUAUAAUAACACUUAUGUUUCGACAAUGAAAAAA